AUGAUUGGUGCCCAGCAGUGCCGCCCACCAGUUCCGCCCACCUGUGUCCAGCAGUGCACCCAUCUGUGCCCAGCAGUGCACCCACCUGUGCCACCCAGCAGUGUCACACACAUGUGCCCAGAACAGUGCCACCCACCUGUGCCCACCAGUGCCACCCACCUGUGCUGCCAGUCAGUGCCACCAGUCAGUGCCCAGCAGUUGUGCCAAUGCCUAGCAGUGCCGCCAUCAGUGCCACCUAUCAAUGUUGUCUAUCAGUGCCACCUAUCCGUGCCACCUCAUUAGUGCUGCCUAUCAGUGCUGCCUAUUAGUGCCCAUCAGUGCUGCCUCAUCAACGCACAUCAAUGAAGGAGAAAAAUUACCUG
Staurois parvus is the source of this 362-nucleotide messenger RNA. The record is from the annotation of a GenBank genome assembly. Lineage: Eukaryota; Metazoa; Chordata; Amphibia; Anura; Ranidae.